Messenger RNA from Moneuplotes crassus, 2287 nucleotides. NCBI's taxonomy places the organism in Eukaryota, Ciliophora, Spirotrichea, Euplotida, Euplotidae. The record is from the annotation of a GenBank genome assembly.
GAGUAAGCUCAAAUCCAUGAACACGCUGACUUCCAACACCCCCUUCACAAAUGAAGUCCUUAGUGUGUUAGGAAGCAAAGCUAGAGGAAAUGCUCAGGUAUGGGUUAUGAAUAAAGCUUAAGAAAAUUUUAUCAAAAUCAGUUGAAAAGGACUUCAUUGUAAGGAUCAGAGAUGAAUCAAACAAACAAACCGAUAAAAUCUUGAUCAAACCAGGGCAAGGAGAUUCACUAAAGAGAUAUAAGGCAGCAUCUUUGGUCAAGACUAAGCCUAUUAAGAAAGUAUUGAAUGAGAAAUUGAGCAGACAGCAAUCUAGAGAAAAGCACACCUCUUUUAUGCACACCAAAACUGCUCAGGAUUAUAGUCAUGGGAUUAGGAAAGAAAUUGAGGAUACGAGUGAUAAUCUGAACGUCACUGGAUUUAACCGCAUUGCAAAGGAUGAAAGUAAGGAUGAUAAAAUAGAUGACCAAAAGACUCUGAAGCAGAAAAUAUUAACCCAGAUUCAUAAAUCAAGACAACCUCGGGUCAAUACGAACCAAUACUCUAGUGAUGCACAUCAAAGUUUAAUAGCUAAUAAGGGAUCUUUGAUUUCGUCAAGGGAGAAUUUUAAAAAGGAAACAAAGUCUAGCUCCUUUACUCGAAACAACAACCCUUUCUCUCUAAUCGGGUCAAAGAAGCCAAUGACUCAGAAAGAAAACAUGCAGAUUAAGUUGAAUGGCAGAAACAUUAAGUUGUCCACAACUUUAACAAAAUAAGUCUCAUAUUUGUUCGAGGUUCAUAAAGAGAGGAAAUAAGCCAAUUAUGUGGUGUAGAGAGACCAACGAUAAUAAUAUAAAGUACCAUAAUAAGAAAAGACGCACUAAGAAUGGGACUCUCUGGGUUAGGAGGCCUAAAACUCCUCCCUCGUACAAUCUCUCAAACAAGGAUCUUCCGGAAAUGGAUCGGAAAGUAGAGAUAAUCAAGACAAAAAUCAAAGAAGAGUCUAAAAGGCAGAUCAUAAAGAAUACCAGAAGUCCCAAAUAAAGAGGAAGAAUUUAAGAAGGCUCUAUCCAAAAUUUCAAAGCCUGAAAUGAAAAUUUUAUCUAAAAAUAAACGCAUUGAUAUUGAGUUCUCAAAGCCUCUCUCUAAGCUAUACAUCUCCAAGAAUCUCAAAGUUGAGGUAUCCCCAUUAGUGUGAAAAGGACCAAAUGAGGUCAGAUCUGUUGCGUCUAAUAAAUGGAAGGAGAAAAUGGAUAAUUUCUACCAGAGGGUCAGAAAUAAUUAUAAUUCAUCCAAUUCUACUAAGUGCCAAAAGAGCAGGAAUCAAUAUAAGAAUUUCUUGACAGAAAAAAUCAAGAUUAAUAAGAUGGACCAAAAUUUAGCAUUCUGGGAUUUCCAAGAUCAUUUUGGGACAGGGAGAUCCCUCCUUGACUUGACUCCUUCAGAGCUAAAAUACUACAGAAUGGAGUAUGGUGAAAAUGCAGUAUCUCAAGGAUAUCUUUGUGCAAAGAUGAACAAAAGACAUAGUGUUAAAUCAACAGUCGACUCAAGAAGGCUCAAAAUGAUCAACACAGGAUUUAGCAAGGAAAUGUUUACCAAUAGUGCUUUGUCUAGAACUAGGAUAAACUUCAUUAAAAAUGAGGUUAAGACUAUUGAGUCUGCUCAUAGAUCCAACACUCUGUUGCCAAUAUCCCUAUACAAUUCAAAGAUGUUAGAAGGAUACAAGUUAAUUGACAAUGAGUUUGAAUUUAAAGGAAACUACUACCUCGAGAUUGAUCACUACGAUUCCUUGCUAGACCUUCUUUACUCUGUAGUUGAGCAACUUUGAGAAAAGAAAGAGGUCAAAGGAGUCAUGAAUAAUCUCAAAAUAUUCUACAGCUACAAUAAGAACAGCUUCAUCUGUCUGUUUGGACAAAAGCAUAAUAAAAUAUCUCCUUGUUGAAGAUUGCCAAUGUAUAUGACAUUUUCAGUGGUAUUUGGAUUAAGAAUGCAGUGAGUAGAUAAGUACUGCUCCAACAACCCAGUUUACAAGUCAACUUUUCAUGAAGAACAAGUAGCACAACUAAACACUAUUUCUCAAAUUUUCAUUGACCAAGAGAAUACUCAUAAGGAAGAAGAUCAAGAAGACCAGUGAAUUUCAAUUCUUUUAAAGGACUCUAAUUUACCAACCUCAGCAUUUUCGUUUACAAGAGGAAUGUCUCAAGAGACCAUUAAGAGCGAGCAGAAAGAUUAUCUGUCUCAGUAUGUGAGCAAGAAAGUUAAAGGUGGAGAGCAUAAGCAUUCUUCACUGAGAGAUAUCAACUACAUGUAA